CGAACACAGAGGACGGGCGAAGUCAACAAAAGCAAACGCAUAAAGCGAACCACCCGUGCAGUGGCUCUUUUGUAUGUUCGGGUCCUCUUCGGACGUCGGAACGGGCAGGAGAGAAAAGAGGAAAAAACAAAUCAAAGAAAAGAUGUGAAUUCCCGAAGAAGGGUCCUGGAAAUUACUCCAGCCACGCCUUCGCAUUUCUUUAGUUGAUAUAUAUUGUUGAAUCAUUUUUUCUUGUCGCGACCGGGAAGACCCCUCUCCCCCGCGGGAACAAGAAGUCACCAGGGUGGCUCCGCAGAAAAUGAGCGUGGGUAAAAGAAUAAAGAGAAAGAAAAGAAAAGAAAGGGAAAGCAGACAUGUGAUGGUAAUGGGAAGGUGCUUGUCGUGAAGAAGAUGUAACCGUGCAAAGCGAAGAGGGGGAGGGUGGGUGUGGGUCUGCCUGGACUAUAGCUUCGGCGUGUAUCGGGAGACGGGUCUUUCUUUUCUUUAAUUAUCAUGCUUAUGGACAGAGAGAGAGAGAGAGAGGGUCCAGAGCCAACCAAUGUCAUGUAAGAAGAACCAAAAACGCAAAGCAAAGCCUAGAGAGAGAGAGAGAGAGAGAGAGAGGCGCAUCCAAUUUGGUAAAAACAGCUUUGGGGGGAUUUUAAUUUGUUGCUUUGGUUGGAUUCUUGGGGCAUUCAAUAUCUAAUCUUUGGGUGCAGUUCUUUGGUAGGAAACUGCUCAAUAAUGACCCAUUACUUUCCCUCUUUCUCUGUCUGUCUCUCCCCGGGUCCAUUUUUCCCCUAAAUUAGUGGUUACUGACCUCCUUUUAAUUCCCUUCUUUGGUAUUGUCUGGAUUUUAUCUCCCUCAUUCUCACCUCCUCUCCUCCCCCGCUUCUCCAUCCAAGCUCUUGCCUUGCCUCUCCUCUUGGCAGCUGGUGCUCCUGUUUCCAUUUCUUUUAAUUGCUGUCAAAUUUUCCUGACAAGGUUAAGGAGUUUGUUGGGAAGCUUAGAUUAAACGCGUCCCCCUUUUCUUUUUCUCGGAGGCGUUGAUUUUAGAUCGGUCACCUUGCUUUGAAGCAUCUCAAAGAUAUUCUCGGAGCUUACUGUGAGAAGUGGAGUUGAUUAGACAUAUAUAUCUCAGCCCUAAUGCAAGGGCAGAGAAGUGCAAUAAGUUCCUUGCCGGAAGCUCUUGAUAUUGAUCAUCCAUCUUCUUCUUCAUCUUCAAGCAAUGGUAUGAAUAGUCAUCAGCUUUGUUGGAAUACUAUACAAAAUUCAUCAGAGAGCCAGAUUUCACAGAGUAUGGUACCGCCUAGUGAUCAUAUGGCAUUUUUGAACUCAGUUAGUCAUGAGCGGCAAAACCUGCUGGGUAGUGGCAUACCUGAGCGUGGUUCUAGCAGUUCAUAUCAUGAGGCUGGUAGUAUUGAGUGGAAAGCAGAACAUGGAUGGUUGUCUUCAGCAGGAUUUUCUGGUGGUUCUGGUCCACUUAUUGAAGAUCAGCAAAGGAGUGCCAACAAUAGAAGAUUCGUGUUAGAUGAUGUCAGCGUCAAUCCGCUGAUGAUUCAUAGUUCUCGUUCUAGUUGGACUGGGCAGAACCUAAAUCUGAAUGCGGGUCAUGGCAGUGAUAGUUCUUUCUCUGAGUCUCCAAAUUUAUACUCGUUGACUGGACUCAAUGACCAACAACUUCCUCCCUCUGGUUGCUCUGAUCCUUUCAUGAUACCUCCAGGGACCGGUAAAUGUAUUGUGGGAGAGAAUGAUGGUGGACAAGGUGGCUCAUUGGAUGUCAGGCACAUACCUUGUAAAAGAAAGUCCCUUGAAAGACAUGUUGGUCAAUCUUCUAUUGGUGAAAGCUCUCAUUUUCUUGAAGUGGAAGAAACUAGUGCACAGCAUGCUACUUCUGCUCACAGUAACAUGAACACUAACUCGACUAUGUCUCGUGUGUCAGAACAAGCAGAUCCACAACUAGGGUCAAGUGUGAGUCAUGUGACAGGAAUAGUUUCUCCUUGUCCUCCUUAUACAAGUGUUUCGGAAAGUGCGGAAACCUCACAGAGAAGUUCCCGCCUGAGGAUCAAUUCUUCUAUGCACAGCUAUCCAAACUCUUCCAUCAUACACCCUAUGGGAGGCGCUCUUAGCAACUCCAAUGUCUCGUCUACCUCCCAGUCAUCAAGAUUUGUUUCAGUCAGCCAUUCGUUGGACUUGCCUUUGGCACCUGCAUCUAGUAAUGUCAACAUCCAAGAACAGCCUGAUCUGCUUGAUCUGCCUUCUUUGCCAUACCCUGAACAAUCAAUUAGGUGGAGUAGGGGUUCUGUCACUAGGCCUGGCUCUUCUUCUAGUUCGGCUUUCUAUAGAAACAGAGAUGACGAGCUGCAAGAAGCCAGCUUGGGCAGGUAUUCGAGAAAUGUUGGGAGACACCCUAUGUAUAUACCUGCUAGUGAAUUGAGAAAUUUGGUUCAAGGACCAGUAUCUAGAGAUAUACCGGGUGGAAGUAGUGCAAUUCCAAGAAGUACCACAUAUAGUACUCAGGCUGGAUCCAGUACAUCUGUCCCUCAAUCAUCUCAACCUAACUCGGUGCCUCAUCGCAGUCGUCAUUCCCACUACCCACGAAGAUGUCCUGACUACGUCCGCCGAUCGUUAUUAGCUUCCAUAGGGAGCGAGAUGGAUCCUAGCAGCCAUUCUUCAGAUUAUUCAGACCAUCCUGCUUUCUUGCAAGAUGUCCUUUCAUCUGGGUCUCGUAACCAGGGUCAUCGUCGGUCAUUCCCUAGGUCCGCAUCUUGGAUGGAAAGACAUGGUGAUGCACUAGGAAUUCCGUACUCCAUGCGAACUUUGGCUGCUGCAAGUGAAGGCCGAAGAAGGCUUGUUUCAGAGAUUCGGAGUGUGUUGGAUCAUAUGCGCCAGGGGGAGGGCUUACGUCCUGAGGAUGUCAUGAUUCUUGAUCAGUCAGUAUUCCUGGGGGUAGCUGAUAUUCAUGAUCGGCAUGGAGACAUGCGGCUUGACGUCGAUAACAUGUCUUAUGAGGAAUUAUUGGCAUUGGAAGAGCGCAUUGGAAACGUUAACACUGGACUGAGCGAGGAAACCAUUUUAAGUCGCAUGAAGCAGCGCAAGUACACAGUUGUAGUUUGCAUGGAUGUGGAGGCGGAGCCCUGCUGCAUUUGUCAGGAGUUGUACAAUGAGGGAGAGGGUGUUGGGACUCUGGAAUGCGGGCAUGAUUUCCACACCAACUGCAUAAAGCAAUGGCUGAUGCACAAGAACUUGUGCCCCAUCUGUAAAACGACAGGUCUGACCACGUGAGACGGGGGCUGUCAUUUUUCUGCUGAUGUCUCGAUGUUUGGCCAGACAAGAGAAAGGUACUGAUAGCAUCUAAGCAGAGUUCGCAGAAUCAUAUCAAGUCCAUGCAUGCUUGCGUGGGCGUGGAAUAGCUGAAGAAGCUUAUAAAAGUCGCAUAUCCUUCAAAGCUAGCUAUCUAAUGCUUAGCACUAAGAUGGUGGCGUCUCUAAGGGGACCAGCGAAUCACAUCAGUCGUCAAAAAAUAGUCGAAAAAUAAACUGCUGCGCGGCAUUUCGCAUAGAGGGCCUUGUUUGGCUACUGCUAUAAAUGGUGUUAAGUCCAUCGGUAGUGGAAAAAUGUACUACUCCCUUUGCAUUGAAACGGAAUCGUUCAGACUCUUCUCCAUGCAUGUCCUAUUUUUUUUUUUUUUUUUUUUCUUUUUAAAAUUUAUUCCAAACAAGAUUCAUGUUUCUUCCAUAUUAUCCUGUUAUUGAGUUAAGAUUGUGCUUCACUGACUAAGAAA
This is a messenger RNA of Eucalyptus grandis, 3763 nucleotides long. Its product is annotated as probable E3 ubiquitin-protein ligase RHG1A. Gene Ontology annotation, molecular function: ubiquitin protein ligase activity. The record is from RefSeq and is a predicted model, not a curated record. NCBI's taxonomy places the organism in Eukaryota, Viridiplantae, Streptophyta, Magnoliopsida, Myrtales, Myrtaceae. The transcript has 6 exons. Bases 1126 to 3264 code for a protein of 712 amino acids.